Molecule: messenger RNA, 804 nt
Organism: Eurypyga helias (sunbittern)
Lineage: Eukaryota; Metazoa; Chordata; Aves; Eurypygiformes; Eurypygidae
Gene: NT5C3B
Product: 5'-nucleotidase, cytosolic IIIB
Exons: 8
Cellular component (GO): cytoplasm
Molecular function (GO): magnesium ion binding; 5'-nucleotidase activity
Source: RefSeq, a predicted model, not a curated record
CGGUCCAUCAAGGAGCAGGGGAUGAACAAGCUGCAGGUCAUUUCGGACUUCGACAUGACGCUGAGCCGGUUUGGGUGCAACGGCAGGCGCUGCCCCACGUCGCACAAUAUCCUCGACAACAGUCGUGUUAUCAGCGAGGACGGCAAGAAGAAGCUGAAAGAUCUGCUGCACUAUUACUAUCCCAUUGAAAUUGAUCCCAACCGGACCCUGGAAGAGAAGCAACCUCUCAUGGUGGAGUGGUGGACCAGGGCCCAUGACCUGCUGUCGCAGCAGAAGAUCCAGAGGGGUGACAUAGCCCAGAUAGUCAGAGAAUCCGACGUGAUGCUGAGGGAUGGAUUCAAUGAAUUGUUUGAUCAGCUGCACAAGUACAACAUCCCGCUGUUCAUCUUCUCUGCUGGCGUCGGUGACAUCCUUGAAGAGAUUAUCCGUCAGGCCAAUGUCUUCUACGCCAACGUCAACGUGGUGUCCAACUACAUGGACUUUGAUGAUAAUGGGAUCCUCAGGCGCUUCAAGGGGCCCCUCAUCCACACCUACAACAAGAACAACAGCGUGCUGCAGGGUACGGAGUAUUUCCAGCAGCUGAGCGCUAGGACCAGCAUCAUCUUGCUGGGGGACUCCAUGGGUGACCUGACGAUGGCAGAUGGUGUUCCCAGUGUGGAAAACAUCCUCAAGAUUGGCUUUCUCAACGACAAGGUGGGUGAGCGGAGGGGGAAGUACCUGGAUGCCUACGACAUCGUGCUGGAGCGCGACGAGACGCUGGAUGUGGUCAACGGGAUCCUCCGGUACAUUCUUAUCGAGACCUGA